ACUGAGCACAACACUAUAACAACUGUUAAGUUAACAGUGGAAGUAAACUAAUCAUGAUAAAAAAAUAAACCAAAAUACAAACAGAUGUAACUAGUGUCAUUAAACUCAAAGAUUUUAAAUAAAGCGUACAUACAGGCUGGUUGCCGUGGGGAUUAUUACACUCCCAACAAACAGCAAAGCAAAAAACAACAAUAAAUACAAAGCAGCGAUAAUAAAGCUUUUAUUUAUUGCUGCACUCAAGUGUUUGUUAUAGAUAUACAUUUAAUCAGGGAAAAAAUACACCAGUUGCUCUCCGACUUUGUUAAUCGUAACAUUCAACAAUGGCUUGCUUUCAAAUGGGAUCCUGUCACGCGGUACCGAUGAGCCUGUUUAAAAACAAUAGAAACAAAGUCUGCAAAUCUAUUCUAGACAAUUCACAGGAGAGCCUUAAGCUAGGCUCAGGUCAAUUGAUAAUUUUGCUCGAGGGCGGUAAAGAUCAGAGCCUAUACAACACUGAUGUGGAUUAUGUGUUUCGGCAGGAAUCUUACUUUCAGUACAUGUUUGGGGCCAAGGAACCGGGCUGCUACGGUAUAGUUAGCAUCGAUGUUAAGACGGCCCAGCCUACUUCGGUUUUAUUUGUGCCACGUUUGCCCGAAGAGUAUGAGACCUGGAUGGGGGAAUUGCUGAAGCCAGAUCAGUUCAAGGCCAUGUACGAAGUAGAUGAGGUAUAUUAUGUCGAUGAACUCGAAGCUUAUCUGGAAAAGAACACACCCAAGCUGAUAUUAACGCUCAGUGGCGUCAACAGCGAUAGUGGCCUCACAAUGCAGCCGCCAGAGUUUGCGGGCAAAGACAAAUACGUGACCAACUGUGAUCUGCUGUAUCCAAUAAUCUCUGAGUGUCGCGUGAUCAAGUCGAAGGAGGAGAUCGAUGUCUUGCGCUAUGUGGCCAAAGUUUCGUCAGAUGCACACAUUAAAGUAAUGCAAUUCAUUCGUCCUGGUCGAAUGGAAUACGAGGGCGAAGCGGUCUUCUUGCAUCAUGCCUAUGCGGUGGGCGGCUGCCGCCACGCUUCAUACACCUGCAUCUGCGGCAGUGGCAUCAAUUCGGCCAUAUUGCACUAUGGACACGCUGGUGCACCCAAUAAUCGACCCAUUCAAUACGGCGAGAUGUGCCUCUUCGACAUGGGGGCCAACUAUUGUGGCUACGCCGCGGACAUUACCUGCAGCUUUCCGGCUAACGGUAAAUUUACAGAGGAUCAGAAAUUUAUCUACAAUGCGGUGCUGGACGCACGCAACGCUGUGAUGGAAACAGCACGUGAUGGCGUCUCCUGGGUUGACAUGCACAAACUAGCGGGCAAGGUGCUAUUGGAGCGUCUAAAGGCUGGUGGCAUGCUAAGCGGCGAUGUAGACGAAAUGCUUGAGGCUGGUGUCUCAGGCGUGUUCCAGCCACACGGCUUGGGCCAUCUGAUUGGCUUGGAUGUGCACGAUGUUGGCGGCUAUUUGCCCACGGAGCCACGUCGUCCCAGCGAGGCCUGGCUAAGCAAGCUACGCUUUGCUCGCAUCCUCAAAGCCGGCAUGUAUGUGACCAUUGAGCCUGGCUGCUAUUUCAUAAGGCAACUUAUGGAUAAAGCAAUUGCUAAUCCGCAAAUCUGUAAAUACAUCAAUGUAGAAGUGUUUGAACGUUUCCGCAACUUUGGCGGUGUGCGCAUUGAGGAUGAUGUCCUGAUCACCAAAACAGGUGUCGAGAACUUUGCAAUUGUGCCACGCACUGUGGAGGAAAUCGAGGCCGCAAUGGCAUCCAAAUAAAUUGUUAAAUAACGUGAAUAUACUUUACUAUAUAUACUAUAUAAACAUAUAAAUAUAUGUAUAUACAUGGAUAUGGAAUUAAAUUGCAUAU
Messenger RNA from Drosophila hydei, 1872 nucleotides. It is a transcript of the gene Dip-C, whose product is annotated as xaa-Pro dipeptidase. Gene Ontology annotation, molecular function: manganese ion binding; metalloaminopeptidase activity. The record is from RefSeq and is a predicted model, not a curated record. Bases 321 to 1781 code for a protein of 486 amino acids. Lineage: Eukaryota; Metazoa; Arthropoda; Insecta; Diptera; Drosophilidae. The transcript has a single exon.